GUAGCGCAACAAGUUUGCAGAGGACUAUUACAGUACGAGCCGUGAAAUCAGUCACAGCUCACCCUCAUUGAAUGAGCGCGCACCGGACCGUGGCGAAGACGCACGCACCGAAAUUACUGACGUCGCCUUAGAAUAUUCUUGAGACAAGUCGAAAUAGUCACUCGACCGAUCCUCCCGUCCAGUAUACGGUCGAGAGAGAGUCAUGAGGGUUUCUGAAGUAAAUAAGGAGCCUCGGAGCCCGGCUAAAAUUGAGAGGGACACCGGCUAUGGCAAACAGCGACACUGCUUUAGAGCGAUCGUGGAUGUGAUACCAUUUGUGUUUUCUCUUGUCUCCUUCGCGUUUUGCUUUUUAUUGAGUAUUCAGACCAGUGAAAUUAAGGAUAGAGUCGUGGAUUUGGAGAUUGGAAGUGGCGCGCGCACCUUCAGCCCGUUUGGGCUCUCCAUGGAUCAGUUUAAUUCAAUGGUACAGGAGAGAGUGGAUAAGCUGCUGUCACAGCGUUCUUAUGAACACUUGGCUAGAAUAAGGACUGCCCGUCAAGCCUCAUCUGACUGCAACUGUCCACCAGGUCCACCAGGAAAAAGGGGAAGAAGAGGACGCAAUGGAGACCCUGCUAUUACCAGCAGUUCCGUUUUUACUGGACCUCCAGUUAGAGGUGCACACUCCAUCCAGCCCGACAAAUCCUGUUCAAAUGGGCCCAACUAUUUUCUGGAAGACACGUGCAAGUAG
Molecule: messenger RNA, 727 nt
Organism: Xyrauchen texanus (razorback sucker)
Lineage: Eukaryota; Metazoa; Chordata; Actinopteri; Cypriniformes; Catostomidae
Product: collagen alpha-1(XXV) chain-like
Exons: 4
Coding region: 203-727 (174 amino acids)
Source: RefSeq, a predicted model, not a curated record